Symbiodinium sp. CCMP2592 is the source of this 975-nucleotide messenger RNA. The record is from the annotation of a GenBank genome assembly. NCBI's taxonomy places the organism in Eukaryota, Dinophyceae, Suessiales, Symbiodiniaceae.
AUGGGUGCCCGAGCGGUACUUGCACUUCUGCUCGGCGCAUGUGUCUGCUUUGCUUCUCGGAGCCGCACAGAGGCGGCGCACGCCUUUGCCCUGCCGACGGAUCGAAGUCUGCGGCGGCCUCCGCCAGCUGCUCUCGUCGCUAGGACAGCGACUGCAGGAUCUGGUGCAGAGCUGAAACAGUUCGUGCGCCCGAAGCGGCGCCUGCCUGGCCAUUCCGUGCUGGCCUUCUUUCGGUCUAUUGGGCUGAUGUGGACCAUGUUUUGCCUGUCAGCCUGGGUGGUCCCAGCCAUUUCAGCAGGACUUCCCGUGGUGAAGCGCAAGGAUCCGGUGGCACGCAAGUAUGUGGACCGAGUCAUCUGCGCGUGGAGUCAAAUGACGACAUGGCCUUUCUUCAGUGUGAAGGUGAAGGGGCGCGAGAACUUGUUGCCUAAAGAUCAGGCGGUGGUUUAUGUCGCGAACCACCAGUCCUUCAUGGACAUCCUGUCUUGCUACCAUCUGUCCAGAUCGUUCAAGUGGGUUUCGAAAGCAUCCAUCUUGAAGAUCCCAGUGGUCGGUUGGGCGAUGAAAAGAACCCGCACAAUCACCCUUGAGCGCGAAGACAGGAGGUCCCAGAUGGCAACCUUUCGGCAAUGCGUGUCCACAUUGCAGGAGGGCGCCUCUAUUUUCAUCUUUCCGGAGGGUACACGGAGCCCCGAUGGAGCACUCCUCGAAUUCAAGAAGGGUCCGGUCUCCAUGGCCAAGAGGGCAAAGGUGCCUAUUGUCCCGGUGACUAUCCUGGGAACUGGCCGUUUGAUGCCCAGCAAGAAGGAGUUCUUUCUGUACCACAACCGUGCUGGAGUGGAGGUGAUCGUGCACCCGGCAGUUUCGGCCGAGGCAGUCCAGGAGACACCGGACAAAGAACUGCUACUAAACCUGCGAAACACCAUCGAGUCAGCUCUUCCUCUGGAGCUGCAGAAGGGGACCGUUGCGAGUUGA